Molecule: messenger RNA, 2198 nt
Organism: Pollicipes pollicipes
Lineage: Eukaryota; Metazoa; Arthropoda; Thecostraca; Pollicipedomorpha; Pollicipedidae
Product: translation initiation factor IF-2
Exons: 4
Coding region: 38-1924 (628 amino acids)
Cellular component (GO): extracellular region
Molecular function (GO): chitin binding
Source: RefSeq, a predicted model, not a curated record
GGAUCGCCGGCAUCCUGACGCGAGCCGUCUCAGAGAGAUGGCCACCCUCGGCGCAGUUUCGUUGCUGGUGUUGUGCGCGUUCGCCGCCAGCCAGAAGGCGGCGGACUUCAGCCCGCCGUUCAAAGUGCUGGAUGACAUCAUCGUCGACAGCGAGUCGCUCUUUGUGCGCGACCUCACGCCAGCCGAGCUGAGCUCAGGGGUGGUGGAUCUGGAAAACCCGUUUGGGGAAGGCGGCGCGCCGGUGGCAGCCGACUCGACCUUAACGGCCGGCCAGCAGCUGCAGUCGGAAGAGUCGGAGCAGCUGCCGUCCAGGAGGCCGGCGUCAGGGCGUCGGCAGCCGGCGGUGGUCGGUCGAAGAGCGUCCCCCGUUCGGCGUGGGGGCGAGGCCCCCCUCGGCGCGCCCAAACGCAGGGUUGUUAAGGUCCGGUCCAGGGUGGCCCGUAGACGGGGCCCGCCCUCCGCCGCCGCGGCGAGCUCUCCCGAGACCGCCGCUCCUGCCGAGGACGCCGCAGUGCCUCAGGUGGCAGCCGAGGCCGACGCAUCCAGCGCCGCCGCGGCGGUCGCAGUGCCGGCGGAAGAGGCCACGGCGCCUGAGGCGGCAGCAGAGGCCGACUUUGCGAGCACUGCCGGCGACCGGCCCUCCUCAGCGUCCGUCAGGAAGCGGGUGCGGGUGGUCAGCAGGAAGGGUGGUAGGAGGUUGACGAAUCCGGCAGUGACGGCGUUGGCAGACUUCACAUCUGCGCCAGCCGUCCGGGCUCGACCGCAAGCUCCACCCACCGCCCCCACCACGACACCGGCGUCGCGUCCGAUUCAGCGGCUGCCGGUCAGAAAGCUGGUAGCGGCCCCCGUCGGCCGGCUGUCAGCGGCCCGGGCUAGGUCUGGGAGUCAACCGACUGUCCUCACCACCGAGCCCACCGUUGUGGCAACGAUCCCGCCACCGGUGCGGAGAGGUCCCGGUCGGAACAUCGUGCGAGCAUCCGCCAGAGGUCGCAUCCCCUCGCCGCCCGGUAUCGCGGCUCCGGCGGACGUGAGCGGCCCGAGGAGAAGGCUGCCUGGGCUUUCCGCCAUUCGCAUUCCUCUCGCCACGCUUCCGACCACGACCAGCACCACUGCCACGGAGGAGCCGGCGGCCACCGCAACGACCGAGGAGCCGGCAGCCCCCACUGAAGCACCGCCAGCGACGACGACUGAGGAGCUGGAGGUGACCGGUGCGGAGUCCGCGACGGAGGCUGUCGUCCCGGAGGCCCCAGCAGCGCCGCCCCCUGCCCGGGGAAGCCGGCGCCGGCAGCCGGUCCGAGCGUCCCCCGCCGCGGGGUCGCCCAAGGCAUCCAGCGGCGACCGCCAGGCAUCCCGUCAGCCGGUAGCGAGCCGGCAGCGCGGCGCCGUCUCCACCGAACCGGCGCCGGCGCCGCCGCCGCCGUCGCCCGCGCGUCAGCCAGCCCGACGGCCGAUCGCCGCUGAGGCCGAGCUCGGCGUCAAUGAGAUCGGUUCUCAGCAGCGCGGCCUGCCCGGCGGCUCGCAGAGCGUGAUCGGCGACCGCAGCCCCUCCACCUUCAGCUGUCAAGACCGACCGUACGGCUACUACGCAGACAUGGAAGCCGACUGUCAGGUGUUCCACAUCUGCUCGCCGAUGACCCGCAACGACGGCACCCAGGUCAACCUGAAGCACAGCUUCUUCUGCAACAAUGGCACGCUGUUCGACCAGCUGACGCUGAGCUGUCGCGAGGAGACGGCCGCACUGCCGUGCUCGCUGGCCAUCGAGUACUACAACAAAGUCAAGUACUUCAAGGAGUACAACUACUUUGAUCAGUUGCGGGCCGAGCACGCGCGCAGGGAGGAGAUCGCGGCACGGCGGCUAGGCGGCAGAGCACGCGUGGACGCGCUGGAGAGGGACCUGGCGGAACUGGCUGCUGACCUAGCCUGACCUGGGCACACUGAGCGGGCGUGGCCUGCUCAGCAUGGGUGCGAGCCAUCUGGGUGACAUGACCCUCUCAUUAUAUACUUUCCUCCGUGCUUUCAGGGCACGUCCAUCUUCCAUUUCCCCUUCAGUCGUAGCAGUUCCUAAGGUCAUACGUAAUAAACAAAUGCAUCGAAUGUGUGGUUUUUCUACGGUACAUUCCCAUUCGUACGCGAUAAUUUUGCUUCAGAUUUAUGUAGGUGGUGGCUCCGACCCACCCCUAACGUCUCGGAAUGUCUUU